Messenger RNA from Fomitiporia mediterranea MF3/22, 432 nucleotides. RefSeq lists its product as uncharacterized. The record is from RefSeq and is a predicted model, not a curated record. The transcript is spliced from 3 exons. The coding region runs from base 1 to 432 and encodes 143 amino acids. NCBI's taxonomy places the organism in Eukaryota, Fungi, Basidiomycota, Agaricomycetes, Hymenochaetales, Hymenochaetaceae.
AUGGACUGUGACUUCUUUCAUCGAACUGUUUCUGUUCUUUAUGGUUCUUUGGAAGGCCGUCCAACUGAGAAGGACCAAGAUCCCGAUGCACUUCUCAAGAGCCAACCUGUCAAACACACGGGGCAUCAUCGCGUUAAUGGCAAGAGACUCCAUAGUGUACUUCAUCACUUACCACCUAGAAUAUUCUCUGUCUGUCUUCUCGGUGCUAUUCUUGUAUUUAUCGCUGAGCGUGCUGUGGGUGCCCAUGCACUAAGCUUCGCUUUCCACUUCUUCGGUCCGAACGCGUACCAUACAAUCGUGAUAACAGUCAUGACAACACUAGCUCCGAAAAUGCUCAUAAACCUUCGUGCAGAGUAUUAUGGCCCAGUAGGGAUAAUUGCAACUGAGCUUUCCUGGGAUGCCCAAACUUUCCAGCCUGCAAGCUGCCAAUAA